GAAAAUGAAACAGGGGACCUGAGGAACCUGAGCACCGCUUCAUGCUGUGUAAAUGUAAGCUGUUUAAAUGUAAGAAGUAGAACAAAGGCAGCCACCGAUACCGAUGAACAAAUAAAAGACAUCAAUAUACUUAGGCUUUUGUGAAACAAGCGGACCACGGACUCAAACAAGGAUGGCGGGAGUGUUCGAUAUAGACUUGGAGACUGAGGACAUCAGUGAUACAGAGGAUGAUGUCUGUGACUUCACUGUGCCAGAGCCAGAGAAUGUUCAGACAGAGGAGGUGGAGCUUACCAGUGAGAGCGUCAACAGAGACAGUGAGAGAGUUGGACCUGACUGCUUUGAGCUUCUUACAGUUCUGGGAAAAGGGGCCUAUGGCAAAGUUUUCCAGGUGAGGAAGGUCCAAGGUGCUAAGAUGGGGAAAAUAUUUGCCAUGAAAGUCCUGAAAAAGGCUAAAAUAGUGUGUAACGCUAAAGACACGGCCCAUACAAGAGCAGAGCGGGAGAUCCUGGAGACGGUGAGACAUCCGUUCAUCGUUGAUCUACUCUACGCCUUCCAGACGGGGGGAAAACUCUACCUCAUACUCGAGUGUCUAAUUGGGGGGGAGCUCUUCAUGCAGCUAGAGAAGGAGGGCAUUUUCAUGGAGGACACUGCUUGUUUCUAUCUAGGAGAGAUCACACUGGCCCUUGGUCACCUCCACUCCAACGGGAUUAUUUACAGAGAUCUUAAACCUGAAAACAUCAUGCUGAAUCACCAAGGACACAUCAAGCUGACUGAUUUUGGCCUCUGUAAGGAAUCAAUUCACGACGGAAGUGUCACACACACCUUUUGUGGCACCAUCGAGUACAUGGCUCCAGAGAUCCUGACCAGGUCAGGUCACAACAGAGCAGUAGACUGGUGGAGCCUGGGUGCUCUGAUGUAUGAUAUGAUGACUGGAUCGCCUCCAUUUUCUGCUGAAAACAGGAAGAAGACCAUUGACAAGAUCUUGAAGUGUAAACUCAAUCUGCCCCCUUAUCUGACCAUUGAUGCCAGGGACCUCAUCAAGAAGCUGUUGAAAAAGAAUCCGGCACAGAGACUUGGCUCCAGUAAAGCAGACCGUGCUGAUGUUCAGAAACAUCCAUUCUUCAAGCACAUUAACUGGGAUGACCUACUGAACAAGAGAGUGGAGCCUCCAUACAAGCCACAGCUGCAGUCAGAUGAGGACGUGAGCCAGUUUGACACCAGGUUCACCAGACAGACACCAGUGGACAGUCCAGACGACACUUCCCUUGGCCAUAGUGCAGAGCUCGCCUUCGCUGGUUUCACCUACGUGGCUCCGUCGGUGCUUGAGAGUCUAAAGGAAGGCUUCUCGUUUGAACCCCGCACACGAACUGUACGCCGGCACAACAGCAGCCCCCGCACACCCAUCAGUCCACUAAAGUUUUCUCCUGCCGGACCCUUCAAGUCCAGCCUGGACAGAGAGCCGGAGGUCUUCUCUCCCACCUCUCCGCUGGUAGCUCCAGUUUCGGUGCCGCUAGAAAAUGGCACCGCCAGUCAACCGAUCAGGACCCCGGCAAGGAACAAAAAGCAGAAGGGACAUCGCAGAUGAGGAGGGAAAUGUUUAGGGUGUGCACUCUUUGCAGCGGGACUUUUUCUGGUAUCGUGCUUUUAGAAGUGGUUUAACUUUAGAGUUCUUUGACAAACCAGAAGGCUUCAGUUUGCUUUUUUAUCCCUGCCAUCACUUUCAUCACUGAUGCAGCUCGUCUAAAAGGCUCACUCUGAUCACUUCACACUGAUUUCACUCGACAACCUGAGUUUUAUCACUGUUCUCACAUGGUCACUGGCAUUUUUACGACUUCAUUAUAUCUGCUCCUAAACUUCUGUCACACUGGGACAUAUAUAUAUAUAUACAUAGGUAAACUUUGUUGGGUGUUAAAAUAUUCUCUGCAAAUAGACUUGAAGUGAAAGUCCAGGUUCUUCAAAUGUGGUUUUGGGGUACUGACACUGUCUAGAACCUGGCAGGUUUUCUGUCACUGAAAAUCUGUGCUCGCAGGAACAAAAGGAAAAACAGAAGAGUCUCUUAGUAAAACACAUGCCUGAAUAAAUCAUCUAAAGAGUACAUGUUUACUACUUCAUCACUUCAGUCCAUUGAGUAAAUCAGUUAUUUGAAAUCGGAGCACACAGGAGUUGUUGAUUCACUGCUGCCUCCACCAUUAAGCUCGAAUGUAUUAUUUUGUGACUUAGACGUCUUUUGAUUGGCUUUGUUUAAGUGACAUAAACUUACCAAAGGCGGUAGCAGUAGACCAGCAGUUCUUGUGUCCCUGCAAACAAGAACACUUAUCGAUGGGUUUAGGUUCUAAUGGUGAGAUAAAAUUGCAUCUACAAUCAUAUGAUGUUGUAGACGCAUGGAUUUCCGUCCUUGCUGACACCGUGUUUUCACAGAGAGCAAACCUCUGUGUCUCAGGCUGGUUCUCGGUGCCGGGGGUGCACGCAGUGUAGUCGUUCGGCUGCAGCGCCUAUGAUGUGUCAGUGCCUCAUACACAAACAAUACUUCAAAAAACUGUCACUUUAAGGUGAGGUGACUGGCUUAAUCUUGUAUUAACUUGCACAUGUGAUAACAGCAAAAAGGGAAGCUGCUGAUUUUUCUUUUUGCUUUGUUUUUGGUUUAAUUAUUUUGUCAGCUUUUAAUCAGUUUAUCAGAAUCAAACUGACCUUCAGCUGCCUGGUUGUGUGCUGCACAACCUUGAGAUGGGCAGUGUGUGUGUGUGUGUGUGUGGAUUGUGAUUGUAUUAUUAUUAUAAUGAUCUACUGCUGCAUCGUACAUUAAAUAUGCACGACAGUCGGGUCUAGUUAAAGUUCUAUAUGAGAGAACUGAGCAUCUCUCAGUUCAUGUCUCAGCCAAAGUGUUUCACACCCUCUGUCCUCAAAUUGUAAGAAAAUGGACCAAUCCCACUACUGAGAGCAUGUAACACUAUAAUUAUUCAAUUAUUAUUAUUAUUUAAUAUGAAAAAGGAUGGUUCAGGAACAUACAACAUCCAUAAAAACAACGAUGUACAAAUCAAGCAAGCAGUUAUAAUGAUGCUUUCAGAGCAUAAAUUAUGUAUAAAAAGAGUAUUUUCAGACAAACAGAACAAGCCUAUUUUUACACCUAAAAAGCCUGAAAAGUCAAAUCGUGUUAAACAUGAAAUCUUAUUUUAUUUCUUAUUUGUGUUCAAUUGUGAUUGCCUCACAUGCCUGAAACAAAAAAAAGAAAAGUUAUGUGGUUCAAAAUUCUUUCAUUGGUGUUUUUUUUUUGUUUUUCAUUGAGUGACUCAUCGACAUAUAUGGAACCAAACCCAGUGAGCGUGGCUCUAUGUCUUGUAUUAUUUGCAAUAAAGAAAACAUUUGGAUGAA
Messenger RNA from Solea senegalensis (Senegalese sole), 3369 nucleotides. RefSeq names its product ribosomal protein S6 kinase beta-2-like. Gene Ontology annotation, biological process: signal transduction; protein phosphorylation. The transcript has 16 exons. The record is from RefSeq and is a predicted model, not a curated record. NCBI's taxonomy places the organism in Eukaryota, Metazoa, Chordata, Actinopteri, Pleuronectiformes, Soleidae. Gene Ontology annotation, molecular function: ATP binding; protein serine/threonine kinase activity. The coding region runs from base 173 to 1585 and encodes 470 amino acids.